GAAAUUGCAUCUACCUGCAUCGAUCGCUGCGCGGUGCUGCAACUGAUUGUGCUCUGGCGCAUUCCUGUGCUCGAUAGAAUUAAAUUUCUGCUGAAUCGGAUUUUUUUUUUGAUCUGAAGCAUCAUCUCACCAAUGGAAAUGGACUCGAAAAAGAACAAAACCCCCAAAAAGAAACGCUCGCCGUUGGUCGGUUCGUUGCGCCGACAGCGGGACGAGUUGAAAUCGGAAUGGAUGCGGCUGGAGGGCGAUCGCAUCCAGCUGGCCGUCCGGCACACCGAUCUGCUCAGCCAAUGGAAUUCGAUCUCCGGCUCGUUUGUCGAUGCCACCCGCGAACGGGACGAAACGAUCGAACGAUUGCUACGGGAAGCCGGAUUCCCUACGCUCUCGCCCGGUAAGCUGAACAACGAGAAAGAACUGCGGCAGUUGGCAUUUGAAACGGCCGAGAAGGCCGUACAGACGGAGCUUUGGUGAUUCGAUUGGGUCGGAAAUUAGCGGUGUAUCUCUCUUAUCUUGGUUUAUUAAUGAAU
Messenger RNA from Aedes albopictus (Asian tiger mosquito), 527 nucleotides. RefSeq lists its product as uncharacterized. NCBI's taxonomy places the organism in Eukaryota, Metazoa, Arthropoda, Insecta, Diptera, Culicidae. The record is from RefSeq and is a predicted model, not a curated record. The coding region runs from base 133 to 471 and encodes 112 amino acids. The transcript has 2 exons.